Prosopis cineraria is the source of this 856-nucleotide messenger RNA. RefSeq lists its product as uncharacterized. Gene Ontology annotation, molecular function: N-acetyltransferase activity. The record is from RefSeq and is a predicted model, not a curated record. NCBI's taxonomy places the organism in Eukaryota, Viridiplantae, Streptophyta, Magnoliopsida, Fabales, Fabaceae. Gene Ontology annotation, biological process: protein acetylation.
UUUUCAAAAGUAAACGGUUUUCGGGAAUGCUCGCCAAAAGCUUAGCUGACCCUUGUUUUCGGCCAUGGCCAUGGCUACGGAGCUUGAGAGCGGCUUGAAUCGCACUCAGGAGAGAAGCAAGGAGAGAGUGAGCUUAGAAGGAGAGAAAGUGAUAUUGGUGCCAUACACGGAAGCUCACGUGCCGAAGUAUCACCAGUGGAUGCAAGACCCGUCACUUCUUGAAGCUACAGGGUCUGAGCCCCUUACCCUCGAUCAGGAAUACCAGAUGCAGCUUUCAUGGUCACAAGACCCCGACAAGCAAACCUUCAUUGUGUUGGAUAAGGACUUGGUUGUUGGAGAGUUUACACAUGGAGAACCCCAUGUUGAAGCUAUGGUUGGGGAUGUAAAUAUAUUCAUGAAUGACUUGGAUGAUCCUCAGAUGGCGGAGAUUGAGAUAAUGAUAGCUGAACCAAAGAGCCGUGGUAAAGGACUUGGAAAGGAGACUGUUGUGAUGAUGAUGGCCUUUGCAAUUGAUAAGUUAGGGAUCAACAUCUUCCGGGCCAAAAUUGGCGAAUCAAAUGCUGCAUCCCUUGCCAUGUUCCAAAAAUUGGGUUUUGUGCAAACUUCGUGUAGCAACAUUUUCAAGGAGGUGACUUUAGAGUUCAAAGUAACCCAACCCAAGCACGAGAUGCUGGCUUUGAUGGGUGGUGUGGUCAAACACACAUGAAACCAUGAAACCUUUCUGGCAUAUGUCUUUUCUCUGAUAAAAUAACUCUCCUGAUAUUUUCAUGUUCUAAUGGUAUAUGGCUUUUAGGUUUGUCCAUACUAUGUACAAUAUUCUGACUUCUGAUGUUAAUGAUGAGUCAUUUAACUGAUC